AUGGGCUCCGAGGUAGCGCAGCUGCUGGAGGCUGCAGACUUCGCAGCUCGCAAGCACCGGCAACAGCGGCGGAAGGACCCCGAAGGGACGCCCUACAUCAACCACCCCAUCGGUGUGGCUAGGAUCUUGACCCAUGAAGCUGGAAUCACUGACAUUGUGGUGUUACAGGCAGCCCUGCUUCAUGACACGGUGGAGGACACAGACACCACCCUGGAUGAGGUGGAGCUGCACUUUGGGGCACAGGUCCGGCACCUGGUGGAGGAGGUGACAGAUGACAAGACCCUGCCCAAGCUGGAGAGAAAGCGGCUGCAGGUGGAACAAGCGACCCACAGCAGCCCAGGGGCCAAACUGGUGAAGCUGGCAGACAAGCUGUACAAUUUGAGGGACCUGAAUCGCUGCACCCCAGAGGGAUGGUCAGAACAUCGAGUUCAAGAAUACUUUGAGUGGGCAGCACAGGUGGUGAGAGGGCUUCAGGGAACAAACCAGCAACUAGAAGAGGCUCUAAAGCAGCUGUUCAAGGAGCGGGGACUGACACUCUGA
Molecule: messenger RNA, 540 nt
Organism: Orycteropus afer afer
Lineage: Eukaryota; Metazoa; Chordata; Mammalia; Tubulidentata; Orycteropodidae
Gene: HDDC3
Product: HD domain containing 3
Exons: 4
Coding region: 1-540 (179 amino acids)
Molecular function (GO): guanosine-3',5'-bis(diphosphate) 3'-diphosphatase activity
Source: RefSeq, a predicted model, not a curated record